AGUACGUUGCCAGACAUGGCGUUAAAUCCAUGGAUUUUUAAUUCGCCAACUCUCACUAUAAAUACGUCGCGUUUCUUCCUUCCAUUUGCAGUUCCAUGGUUCAGUUCUUCUGAUUUCAUUCUAAUAAGAGCAACGAAGAAAAUUCCUGCUUCUGAGUUUUCGUAUAUUACGCCGAGACGGCGUUUGUCGGUGAAAGCCUUUAAGGAACGCCGGGAAAAUAAUCAAACAAGAAACUCGAACGAAACAGAACUAGAAAGAGAGUUAAAAACCAAAGAAAUGACGAUCAAACCGGCGGUGCGGAUCUCUGAACGUAAGCUCAUCGUGAAAGAUCGGACGAUCCUGACGGGAGUACCUGAUAAUGUUAUCGCGACGUCCGGUUCGUCGUCUGGACCGGUGGAAGGGGUGUUCCUCGGGGCGGUUUUCGAGGAGGAGCAGAGUCGGCAGGUGGUUCCGUUGGGAACGUUGCGGGAUGUCCGAUUCAUGGCGUGUUUUCGGUUCAAGUUAUGGUGGAUGGCCCAAAUGAUGGGUGAUAAAGGGAAGGAGAUUCCGUUAGAGACGCAAUUUCUGUUACUGGAGACGAAGGAUGGGUCCCACCUGGAAUCGGACGAUGGAAAUGAAGAGAAUCAAAUCAUUUACACAGUGUUUCUCCCUCUGAUUGAAGGAUCUUUCCGAGCCUGUCUCCAAGGCAACGGACAAGACGAACUCGAGCUUUGCCUCGAAAGUGGUGAUGCAGAUACCAAAGCGUCGUCGUUUACACACUCUGUGUUCAUCCACGCCGGAACCGAUCCGUUCGACGCCAUCGCCGACGCGAUGAAAGCCGUAAAACUCCACCUCAACACCUUCCGAUUGCGGCAAGAGAAGAAACUGCCUGCAAUCGUUGAUUAUUUUGGAUGGUGUACAUGGGAUGCCUUCUAUCAGGAGGUUACUCAAGAUGGCGUUGAGGCCGGACUGAAGUCUCUCUCGGAUGGCGGAGCGCCGCCGAAGUUCGUGAUCAUCGACGACGGAUGGCAAUCAGUCGCCGGCGAUCCAGAGGAGGAGAACGAGGAAGAAGGCGAGAAACAACCGAAGCAGCCGCCAUUGCAAAGGCUAACCGCGAUCAGGGAGAACUCGAAGUUCCAGAACAAGGAGGAUCCAAAGGAAGGAAUUAAGAACAUAGUGAGCAUCGCUAAAAACAAGUACGGAUUAAAGUAUGUGUAUGUAUGGCACGCGAUUACUGGAUAUUGGGGAGGACUACGCCCUGGCGUCAAGGAUAUGGAGGAAUACGGAUCGUUGAUGCAGUAUCCGAAGGUAUCCAAAGGUGUUUUUGAGAAUGAGCCGCUAUGGAAGACCGACGCGUUGGCUUUGCAAGGAUUGGGGCUGAUGAAUCCUAAAAGCGUUUACAAAUUUUACAAUGAACUUCACAGUUACCUCGCCUCUGCCGGAGUCGACGGAGUCAAAGUUGACGCACAGUGCAUAUUGGAGACUCUCGGCGCCGGGUUCGGUGGCCGAGUCGAGUUGACUCGGCAGUACCACCAGGCUCUGGACGCGUCGGUGGCUAGAAAUUUUGCAGACAACGGCAUUAUUGCUUGUAUGAGCCACAAUACAGAUGCUCUAUACUGUGCGAAACAGACGGCGGUUGUGAGAGCUUCCGAUGACUUCUUCCCGCGAGAUCCGGUGUCGCAUACGAUUCACAUAGCAGCAGUGGCUUACAACAGCGUUUUUCUUGGAGAGAUUAUGCUGCCUGAUUGGGACAUGUUUCAUUCCCUUCAUCCUGCCGCUGAGUACCACGCUUCAGCUCGGGCGAUCAGCGGUGGCCCUGUUUAUGUCAGUGAUGCUCCGGGGAAUCACAACUUCGAGCUUCUGAAGAAAUUAGUGCUACCUGACGGCUCAGUGCUCAGAGCACGCUUGCCUGGACGGCCAACACGGGACUGUUUAUUCUCAGAUCCAGCACGAGAUGGAGUUAGCCUGCUGAAGAUAUGGAAUUUGAACAAAUUCACUGGGGUGGUUGGCAUCUAUAAUUGCCAAGGCGCCGCCUGGAACAGUCGAGAAAGAAAGAACACUUUUCAUGACACCAACUCUGAUGCCCUCACUGGCUACGUCAAAGGACGCGACGUUCACGCCAUUUCUGAAGUUGCGGCGGAUUCCGAUUGGAAUGGCGACUGUGCAUUCUACCGCCAUCUCUCUGGGGAGCUCGUCACUCUUCCUUACAAUUCAGCACUUCCCGUUUCUCUUAAAGUCCUCGCCUUCGACGUCUUCACCAUUACCCCGAUCAAAGUUUUGGCACCUGGCUUCACCUUUGCUCCCAUCGGACUCAUCGACAUGUUCAAUGCUGGCGGUGCAAUCGAAGGGUUGAAAUACGAAGUGAAAGUUGGGUCUGAGCUUGCGGAGAACCCGAGCUCCGAGUUGGUCGGAAUUGUUCACUUGGAAGUGAAAGGGUGCGGGAGGUUUGGUGCGUACUCGUCGGCAAAGCCACGGCGGUGCACGGUGGAUUCGAGCGAAGUGGAGUUUGGUUAUGAGUCUGAGUCUGGUUUGGUGACUUUCGGAAUAGACAAAUUACCGGAAGGUGAUCUUAAAGUUCACGAUGUUAAAAUUGAGCUAUGAAUUUUAUGGAUGGGUGCAGAUGGUAUGAUUAGGUGCCGGUUAUAGGCUUCCCUUUGUUGUGGGAUGGAGAAUCUUGUAAUAUUAUGCGUGGAUUGGAAUCUAAAAUAACUCUCCUUCCUUAUC
Messenger RNA from Cucurbita pepo subsp. pepo (vegetable marrow), 2703 nucleotides. Its product is annotated as putative galactinol--sucrose galactosyltransferase 6. Lineage: Eukaryota; Viridiplantae; Streptophyta; Magnoliopsida; Cucurbitales; Cucurbitaceae. The record is from RefSeq and is a predicted model, not a curated record.